Molecule: messenger RNA, 5166 nt
Organism: Adelges cooleyi (spruce gall adelgid)
Lineage: Eukaryota; Metazoa; Arthropoda; Insecta; Hemiptera; Adelgidae
Exons: 1
Coding region: 1-5166 (1721 amino acids)
Biological process (GO): DNA integration
Molecular function (GO): nucleic acid binding
Source: RefSeq, a predicted model, not a curated record
AUGGUACUAGACGAAAACGCACAAAAACUGUUGACAGAAUUAAAACGAAAACGAGGCGUUGUUAAAGCUUCACUUACGCGCGUUCGAACAUUUAUUUCAAAAUUCGAUCCAUCCGAACAAGCUUUAUCACUACUGGAGUUCAGACAGGAAGAGCUUCCUCAAAUAAAUCGUAAGUUUGAUGGUAUUCAAUGCGAAAUUGAACUUAUUGAUUCUGAUGACACUGAAGAAGCUGAGUUGGAAAGGGAUAGAUUUGAAAGUGAAUAUUUUGCAAUACGAUCACAAAUCCAAGAAAUUAUCAAUCAAGAAAAGGGAUUAAAUACAACGGGCCACAAUCAAUCGUACGGUGGCACAUACGUUCCGGCUCGAGUUCAAUUAGCGCCAAUUCCUUUACCCAAGUUUGACGGCGAUAUUCAAAAGUGGUCGUCCUUUUAUGACGUCUUUAAAGCUAUGGUGCACAAUGAUGACGCAUACUCAGUUGCUCAAAAGUUCUUCUAUCUGCGUUCGUGUUUAGAAGGAUCAGCAUUGGAUUUAGUGCGCUCAAUUCCUGUUAGUGACGCCAAUUACGAAACUGUUGUCAGGCGGUUAAUACAAAGAUUUGACAAUCAAAGCCUGGUGAUACAGUCACAUAUUCAGUCCAUACUCGACUGUCCUCAAGUCGAAGAAGCAUCCUCUGAGACAAUAAACGAAUUAUACUCCUGUGUAUGUACUCAGGUUGCAGCUCUUAAGGCGUUAAAUCAACCAGUUGAGCAUUGGGACGCAUGGUUGAUAUUAAUUGUAACUAGCCGUUUGGAUAAGGGGACCGCCCAUUCAUGGCUGCUGCACCAGAAAAACACUAAAUUGCCAAAAUAUUCGGACCUCGAAACAUUUCUUGCUAGUCGAUGUGUCGCAUUAGAAGCUUCAAGGACCCGAUCUAAGCCUACGGGGGGAGCGUCAACGAUCUCCAACGUUAAGAAGAGCAAUUUGGUGCCAAAAAGGUCCUUGGUAGUUUCCAGUGCAACAGAAUCAUGUCAUUGCUGUUCUGGAAAUCACAAGCUGUAUUUUUGUGACAAGUUCAAGGGAUUUUCAUUAGCUGAGCGUCUCUCAUUCGUGCGAAAAGAAUCACUCUGUUUCAAUUGCCUAUCACCUAGACACUUAUCUAAUGCAUGCAAGUCAAUUUAUACUUGUCGUUAUUGCAAACGAAGCCAUAACACAUUGUUGCAUUUUGAAAAGCCCGAAGAUGUGGCCAAGCCUAAGGCGGACGAUGGUACGGUUUCCUCUCCAAAUCAAAGCACUGCACUCUUAGCUGGUGAUGGCCGAGCUCAUGUUUUUCUUGCUACCGCUGUCAUUAUAGUUCUUGACAAAUUUGGAAAUAAAUGCCAAUGUCGAGUUAUACUCGACAGUGGCUCACAAAUUAAUUUCAUAUCUAAAAGAUUGGCAACCUUGCUACAAUUACCGGCAAGAAAGACCUGUUUACCAAUAAGUGGAAUAGGCGCAAAGCAAGUCCAAGCAGCAUCGUCCAUAAAUAUUAAGGUGUCAUCUCGAGUAAGUGAUUAUGAAGUGGACCUACUUUGUUAUGUAUUACCAAAUAUUGUCUCCGCGUUACAAUCAUGUGCUGAACCUCAGGGAGGAUGGAACAUACCAUCAGAGCUGAUUCCACAACUGGCAGAUCCAGAUUUUGACAAACAUCGGGCAGUUGAUCUUCUGAUAGGCGGUGGCAUAUUCUUUGAUAUUUUGGGCACUGAGCGACGGAUGCUUCUGCCUGCAGCCUUGUGCUUGCAAGAGAGCCAAUUUGGAUGGGUAGUAACUGGUGAAUUAGAGGCCACUUGUUUAUUAGGGAUCAACUCUGUGGGUGAAGCCCUUGAAGAAGAUUGGAAGGCAUUACUGCUAAGAGAGGAUUCAGGUUAUGGUCAGACAUCUAAGUCAAACUUGAAGAGUUUAGAGGAGACAGAGACUGUUCAGCAUUACCACGAAACUGCCAUGCGAAACGAAAAUGGACGUUUCGUUCUUCGUUUACCGGUCAAGGAAACCGUGCAUAAAUUGGGAAACAGUAUAACAAUGGCGACAUCACGGUUCUUUAGUGUUGAAAGACGACUGCAACGCGAUCAGCAUUUGCGCACGGAAUACAUCAAGUUCAUGCAAGAAUAUUUGGAUAUGGGACACAUGAAAUGCGUAUCUAAUGAAACAACAAUCCCGGACAGAUCAUACUAUUUACCACACCAUGCAGUGCUGAAGACAUCCAGUUUAACAACAAAACUUCGCGUAGUGUUUGACGCUUCAGCAAACAGUUCUUCCGGGUUAUCUUUAAAUGAUGUACUUAAGCGUGGUCCAACAGUGCAAGAAGAGUUAUUUGCUAUUUUGGCCCGUUUUAGGAAAUAUCAAUACGUGAUAACAUCAGACAUUGAAAAGAUGUUCAGACAGAUUGAAAUCUCAGAGCAAGACUGGGACCUACAACGAAUUUUAUGGAGAGCGGAUCCCAGUAAGACUCUUCAGACCUAUCGUUUAACUACUGUCACGUAUGGGACAACACCUGCCUCAUUUUUAUCCACCCAAUGCCUUAUCAGUCUUGCAGAACAAAAUGAGCAAACGUAUCCCAGAGCAUCAAGUGUCAUAAGACAAGACUUCUACAUGGACGACUUAAUGACUGGCUGUGAUACUGAAGCAGAAUGUCUCCAAUUGCAGCAAGAAGUAAGCACAAUACUGGAUUCUGCAAAAAUGCCAUUGCGUAAGUGGUGUUCUAACUCAGAGUCCGUGUUAAAAGGUAUUGGAAAAAAUGAACAAGACCCACUUUUCACACUGGAUAUUAGCGAUGAUGAUACUGUCAAAUCAUUAGGGCUGGGUUGGAAACCAUUCAUUGAUGACUUCCGAUUCAAUAUAAUUGCCAUUUCUAGAGAUACUAAACUAACUAAGCGGACACUGUUAUCUCAGUUAAAUAGGAUAUUUGAUCCUCUAGGGUUUCUCUCACCAGUCCUCGUUAAAGGAAAAAUAUUUCUCAAACAACUAUGGCAGCUGAAGGUUGACUGGGAUUCGCCACUUCAAGAGGAAUUGCAAAAACGAUGGCGCCUUUAUUACUCUGAGUUAGAAAAGCUUAAGGAAUUAUCUAUUCCCCGAAAAUGUAUUUACAAUGCUAACGCCUUAGUUGAGUUACAUGGAUUCUGUGACGCAUCUAUGGAAGCCUAUGGUGCCUGCAUUUAUGUUCGUUCAUUAGGCUAUGACGGGAAAUGGCAUGCACAGCUUUUGUGUUCAAAGACUCGAGUUGCUCCACUUAAAGGAGUGACUAUUCCUAGAUUGGAGCUAAAUGGAGCAGUACUGUUAGUGCAAUUAGCAUACAAGGUUGCAGAGUCAUGGAAAAUAGAGGUGCAAUCAUUUAAACUCUGGACAGAUUCCAUGAUUGUACUCGGUUGGCUGAAUAGUGAUUCUAGUAGAUUAAAGACAUACGUGGCUAACAGAGUCGUUCAAAUACUUGAGGUAUCGACUGCGGAGCAAUGGCGACAUGUGAGAACCGAUGAGAAUCCUGCAGACGUUGUCUCUAGAGGUCUAAGGCCACAGGACUUAGUCGACAACAACAUAUGGUGGACGGGCCCGAGCUGGCUUUCGGAAGACGAGAGUGGUUGGCCACGUAUCGCAAACGUAAGGAUGGCAGAGGACGACGUGCCUGAACUGCGAACAAUUCGGUUAGCUUUAACUGGCAUGAUAGUGCCAGAAAUGGACAUGCUACAACAUCAUUCGGAGUGGAGCCGAUUAAAAAGAGCAACCGCUUGGCUCUGGCGCUUCAUCGACUAUCAAUGGCCGCGAUUCUCAAAGGUUGUUCAUGAAACCAGUUAUCUAACGGUGAGUGAGUUGCGAAGAGCCGAGUCUUCAAUAUUGAGAAGAGUUCAGACAGAGGCUUUUCCGGAGGAACUUCGAGCGCUACAAAACGGUAAGGAGUUGCCGACUCGGAGUAAGCUAAGAUGUUUGCACCCAUUUUUGAAGGAUGGACUCAUUCUGGUAGGAGGACGGUUGAAGAAUGCCAACAUACCUGAUACGCAGAGACACCCUAUUGUCUUACCACCUAGCCACAAGGUAACUCGAUUGUUAAUGGAGUAUACACACAAGGAAUUGCUGCACGGUGGUCCUCAAAGCAUGCUGGCUGAAAUGAGAAGGCGCUAUUGGCCAUUAAGAGGCCGGGUGAUGGCACGCUCCGUGGCGCAUAAGUGUGUAAGGUGCAUACGCGUCAAGCCAACUAUGCUACAACCAAUUAUGGCUCCAUUACCACGGGAUCGAGUUCAGUGCAGUAGGCCGUUUGCUAUAAGUGGCGUAGAUUUUGCGGGACCGCUCAUCAUUAGAAGUGGAGUACGCCGAGUAAGUGGCAGGAAAGCAUGGAUCGCAGUGUACGUUUGCUUCUCUACAAGAGCUGUCCACUUAGAGCCUGUGGAAGAUCUCACGAGUAGUGCAUUUAUUGCUAGCCUGCGACGGUUCAUGGCACGUCGAGGCAAGUGCACUAAAAUCUACAGCGACAACGGCACGAAUUUUGUGGGAGCACAAAAAGAGCUAAGUCCUUUUUUAGCUGGUAUCGACGACAAGAUGGCAAAAGAGGGAGUAGAGUGGCAUUUCAACCCACCAUCCGCCCCUCAUUUCGGUGGUUUGUGGGAGAGCGCAGUAAAGACGACAAAGUUCCACUUAACACGCGUGAUAAAGGAUGCUCGUCUAACUUUAGGAGAGUUAACCACGUUGUUGUGCCAGGUGGAAGCGUGCGUUAACUCGCGGCCUAUGACACCGCUUAACAGUGACCCUUCAGAAGCGGAAGCAAUCACCCCAGCUCAUUUCUUAAUUGGUGGCCCAAUGAUGAUACCACCAGAAGCGAACAUACCCGAAGAGGACGUUCAACAUCUACGUCGUUGGCGCUUUGUGCAAGGCUUAAUGCAAAGCUUCUGGAGGCGAUGGCAUGCCGAAUAUCUACCACAACUUCAGGUGCGAGGCAAGUGGACUUACCAGAAAAAGGACCUAGUAGUUGGAGACGUGGUUAUUAUAAAAGAGGACUGUACUCCACCAACAAAGUGGAAGCUAGGACGAGUAGUGCAACUACACCCAGGGAAAGAUGGCACAGUUCGAGUAGUCACAUUAAAAACUGCCAAUAAUAAUGAACUCCGUCGGCCCGCCGUAAAACUCUGUCGACUGCCAAUCGAGUCAGAAGACAACCAAGAUGAAUAG